Molecule: messenger RNA, 3212 nt
Organism: Linum trigynum
Lineage: Eukaryota; Viridiplantae; Streptophyta; Magnoliopsida; Malpighiales; Linaceae
Source: the annotation of a GenBank genome assembly
UUUCGUUUUUUUUUUAACAUAUAAAUAAUCCUCUUUUUGCUGAAAAAAAAGGGAGUAAAAAUAUUUGUUUAAGUUGUAAAGCAACAACUGGUUAAUUGGGAGUGACAGGGUGCGGGAGCGAGACUCUGCAGCAGCUCCGCUCCAUCUCUGUAACUGUGUCAAUUUGGCUUUUUGUCUUUAAGCUUUUUGGUUCUUGGCUCUUUUCUCUCCGUGGGUACCGUGAAAUGAAAAAGAAACUUUGUUCCUUUUCACUCAUCUUCUCUCCCUAAAACAUUUGCCUCAAGAGUGAGGACGAAGGUAAUGGCGUUGUAGGAGUCAAGAGGGUAAGAAAGACGGAAGAAGAAGCAAAGAACAGCCAUCUGAAAGGCGAGAACAAAAACAAGAAGAAUUGAAAGUUGGUAGAAACCAGCCUUUGUGGGGGCAUUUGAAACCAGAGUUCGAGGUCUUUUAUUUAUUUAUUUUUGGAGCAGAAAAACAUUCUCAGAUCUCUAGGAUCUCAGAAUUUCAGGGAAGGGAGCGAGGAGGCGAGUUGGAGCUUGGAUGUUCUUGUUCGUUUCUCGUGAAGAAAAGAAAUUCCCUCUGCUUUUCCUAUUCUUCCCCAUCUUGGUAAUUCAAUUGGGAAAGCAGCUAACUUUGGUGUCGGCUUCUCUGGGAAGGCUUGUUGGUUGCAACUUUAAGUGGAGAAGCGGGGGAUUCCUGGCCGAUUAUGGGAACGGUGGCCUUAUGCCUUAAAUGGGUUCUAGAGCUUGAGUAAGAAAAAGGCGAAGCAAGUUGGGAAGGUUUGGUUUGGAUAAGAGGGUAAAGAAUUGUAGUGGGUCGUGCAAAAAGGAUGGCUUGUCGGGUUGGUGGCUGUGGUUGAUUGAUGAGAGUGUCGUGGUUGUGGCAGGCAGAGCGAAGGGGGCGAAGAAUAGGAGUGACAAAAUUUGGUGGAACUGUGAAGGAAGAAAGAAUAUGGAAGGAAGGUGUUUCAGGAUUUGGGAGUUUGGAUUUCUGGUUUUGGCAUUAAUGGAGAUAUGCUCUGCAACUCUCUCCCCUACAGGCAUUAACUAUGAAGUGGUUGCUUUGGUUGCCAUUAGGAAUGCUCUACACGACCCCUACAGUGUUCUGGAUAACUGGGAUGCCAAUUCAGUGGAUCCUUGUAGCUGGAGGAUGGUCACUUGCUCAUCAGACGGUUAUGUAUCUGCUCUGGGACUUCCCAGUCAGAGCUUGUCUGGCACCUUAUCACCUUCAAUUGGGAACCUUACUAACUUGCAAUCAGUGUUGCUGCAAAACAAUGCUAUUUCAGGCCCCAUCCCCAGCACAAUUGGGAAACUAGACAAGCUUCAGACGCUUGAUCUGUCCAACAAUUCGUUUUAUGGCGAGAUACCGGCUUCCCUAGGGGAUCUCAAGAAUCUUAAUUACUUGCGCUUGAACAACAACAGCCUUACUGGAUCUUGUCCUCAAUCUCUGUCCAAUAUUCAAGGGCUUACCCUUGUGGAUAUCUCCUUCAACAACUUGAGUGGUUCACUGCCAAGAAUAUCAGCAAGAACCUUCAAAGUCAUUGGCAACCCUCUAAUUUGUGGACCUAAGGCUGAUAACAACUGUUCUGCUGUGUUUCCAGAGCCCCUUUCUCUCACACCUGAAGCUUCAUCAGAUGCUACGUCAACCAGUCACCAUGUGGCCAUUGCUUUUGGUGCAAGCUUCAGUGCUGCAUUUGCCAUUAUACUAAUCAUGGGAUUGCUCGUAUGGUGGAGAUAUAGACACAACAAGCAGAUUUUCUUUGAUGUGAAUGAGCAAUAUGAUCCUGAGGUGCGGUUGGGACAUUUGAGGAGAUACACUUUCAAGGAGUUGAGGAGUGCAACUGAUCAUUUUAGUGCGAAGAACAUCCUAGGAAAAGGCGGGUUUGGGAUUGUUUACAAAGGAUGCUUCAAUGAUGGGAGUGUUGUGGCUGUUAAAAGGCUUAAGGACUACAAUGCAGUUGGUGGCGAAAUUCAAUUCCAAACAGAAGUAGAGACGAUCAGUUUGGCUGUCCAUCGCAACCUCCUCAGGCUCUCUGGGUUCUGCACUACUGAGAACGAAAGGAUUCUGGUUUACCCCUACAUGUCUAAUGGCAGUGUUGCAUCUCGGUUAAGAGAUAACAUCCAUGGCAGGCCAGCUUUGGAUUGGGGAAGGCGUAAAAAGAUAGCUUUAGGCACAGCAAGGGGGCUGCUUUACCUACACGAGCAAUGUGACCCAAAGAUCAUCCACCGGGACGUUAAAGCUGCCAAUAUUUUGUUGGAUGAAGACUUUGAGGCUGUUGUUGGGGAUUUUGGGCUAGCAAAGCUCCUGGAUCACAGAGAUUCACACGUAACCACUGCUGUGCGUGGCACUGUUGGGCAUAUUGCUCCAGAAUACCUGUCUACAGGUCAGUCGUCGGAGAAGACCGAUGUCUUUGGAUUCGGGAUCCUGCUCCUCGAGCUGAUAACAGGCCAGAAGGCAUUGGAUUUUGGAAGGGCAGCACACCAGAAGGGUGUAAUGCUUGACUGGGUCAAGAAGCUUCACCAGGAAGGGAAACUGCAAGUAAUGGUGGAUAAAGAUCUGAGAGGCAAGUUUGACCGGGUGGAGCUGGAAGAAAUGGUCCAAGUUGCGCUAUUGUGCACUCAGUUCAACCCUCUUAACCGCCCAAAAAUGUCUGAAGUCCUAAAGAUGUUGGAAGGAGAUGGGUUGGCUGAGAAAUGGGAGGCGGCAUCUCAGAACCUCGAAACUCCAAGGUUCAGAACAUGUGAGUACCCCCUUCAAAGAUACUCCGACUACAUUGAAGAAUCUUCGCUCGUCGUAGAAGCAAUGGAGCUUUCUGGUCCACGAUGAUUGACGAACACCAAGACACAAAUUUCGCCAGAAAGAAAACUGCAGCAAUGCGCGUCAGAGCUCUCGCAUUUUCAUUCUGUACAAACCUGUUUUUUCCACGUUUCUUGGAAAGGGGGAGGCGGGAGGCUGUAUUCCACGAGAGAUCAGAGUAUGUCUAAAGAUUUAAGAAAAGGAAAAAAGAGUUGUAGAGGUUUGAAAAUGUGAUGCUGGUGGUGUCUAGUCAUUGUUGUUGAUGACAUCGUGGUGUGUAAUUCAUCUGUAAAAAGAACUAAUUUGUGGCUUCUUUGACUAGAAAUCAUGUUUGGCUUCUUUGACCAGAAAUCGUUGAAGAUUGUUGUUCCUGUUAUCAGUAGAUUGAUCAGUUCCGGGGAGUGCAAAUUUGUAAG